Molecule: messenger RNA, 2047 nt
Organism: Malania oleifera
Lineage: Eukaryota; Viridiplantae; Streptophyta; Magnoliopsida; Santalales; Ximeniaceae
Product: rho GTPase-activating protein 5
Exons: 5
Coding region: 349-1827 (492 amino acids)
Biological process (GO): signal transduction
Molecular function (GO): GTPase activator activity
Source: RefSeq, a predicted model, not a curated record
CAAUCGAUUAAUUACACAUUUAAUUUUAUCACGCACAUUCAAAACACAAGGCAAUCCACCCCAAAGCUUUUCCCGACCCCUACGGCUUUUUGCUUCUUCAACGCUCUCGAAAACCCCAAACCCAGUCAGAGAAAGCAUUCGUUCUCCGUCUCACUUAAUGAUUCUCACGUCCCACAACUCCUAAAAUCCUCCCACCAUCCAUUGAAUUUCAACUCCACCCUCUUCCAUUUCCCCACAUCUCUCUGUCAUUUCCCAAGCAUUGCUUCCUUCUCUGGUUCAAUGCAAUAAAGAAUUCCCAGGUUCUGACUCUUGUUUGUUUUUUCCAAGAAAUCCCUCUCAUUGACAGCCAUGACUGAGGUCCUCCACUCUCCGACUUCGUCCUCCUUAUCCUGCGGGCCCUCUCCUAAGCCCGCGCCCCCCAGUGGUUCCUUCUUUGAGGCGCAGACCGAGUCCUCGCUCCGGAUCGAUGGUUCUUGCUCGUCUUCUUCUUCGGCGACGGACGACGAGGACCUGGAGGUGAAGGAGAGGGAUAAAGAUUCGGAUCAGCUGUCUCUGUUGGCCCUUUUGGUGACUCUGUUCAGGAAGUCUUUGAUUGCUUGUAAGAGCGACAGGAAGGAGCUUUGCGCCAUGGAGAUCGGGUGGCCGACUAAUGUGCGCCAUGUGGCGCACGUCACGUUUGAUCGCUUUAAUGGGUUCUUGGGUUUGCCUGUGGAGUUCGAACCAGAAGUACCCAGAAGGGCUCCCAGCGCUAGUGCAAAUGUUUUUGGGGUUUCCACAGAAUCCAUGCAAUUGUCAUAUGACCCACGAGGGAAUAGUGUGCCAACAAUACUUCUAAUGAUGCAAGGGUAUUUGUAUGCUCAAGGAGGCUUGCAGGCAGAAGGAAUAUUCAGAAUAAAUGCAGAAAACAGCCAGGAGGAGUAUGUGAGAGACCAAUUAAAUAGAGGAAUCGUGCCAGAAGGCAUUGAUGUGCACUGUUUAGCAGGUCUUAUCAAGGCUUGGUUGAGAGAACUUCCAAAUGGGGUUUUGGAUACUUUAACACCAGAGCAGGUAAUGCAAUGCCAGUCAGAAGAAGACACUGCAGAGCUUGUGAGGGUUCUACCCCCAACAGAAGCUGCUUUACUGGAUUGGGCCAUCAACCUGAUGGCUGAUGUAGUCCAAGAGGAACACGUAAACAAGAUGAAUGCUCGCAACAUUGCAAUGGUCUUUGCUCCAAACAUGACCAAGAUGGCAGAUCCUUUGACUGCAUUAAUGUAUGCAGUUCAGGUGAUGAACUUCCUUAAGACACUGAUCUUAAAAACGUUACAAGAAAGAAAAGAUUCCAUCACAGAGCCAGCUCCAGCUUCCCAACUUGAACCUUCCAAUGAUAAUGAACGGCAGAGUCCUUCACAGAUGUGUUUGAAAGAUGCUGUUGAGAAAAAUGAAGGGAAUGGAGAGAUGGACAAGGCCUUCAUUGCUGAAGAACCUGUCUUAGAAAGCUCCCCCAACCCUAAUCAAGAGGAUGACACAGUUAAUGGAGAAUCUCAUCAUUUUUCAAGUUCUGCAGAGGGUCUAAGCCCUGAUGAUGGUGAUUCUUAUGAGACUCCAAUUCAAGUUGACAUAAUCAUCAAGGAAACAAAUGCUGGCAUAGUAAAUGGUUCAAAUGCUGCGAGUGAAACUAACAAACACAAGUUCGACCAGUUGAGUGAUUCAAAUCUCAAGCGGGAUGCCAAGAAAUUGAGUGGGCAGCAGCUUGUAGUCGGUUUAGCAGGACCCAUUGAGAAGACCAUUGGAAUCAGCAAUCUGUGUCGCAUUAAUUCAGUUACAGAGCGGAUCGAAGCCUGGCGGUAACCUGUAGGGUGAUUGACCCUAAUGAUUAUGUGACAGAAGGGUCAUAAUGUUUAAGUUGGGAGUGGCAGAUAGUGAGUUGUCCUGUUUGUGUUCACCUUGUUGCUGAGUGAUUUGGUUAACCUGUUGUGUUUUUUGCAUGACAUUUUCCAUUUGUAAUACAGACUCAAAAUGUUCUCUAAAACUGUUAAGAUGCAUCGCAUUUUAUUUGUUGUGAUUAGAA